AUGUUAGCAAUUUUUUAUUUUCAGUUGAUUGUUGGCAAUUUUUUGUGUUUUGACACAGCCUUUUUUUUAAUUUUAUUUUAUUUUUUUUUUUUUUUUUCACCAAAUUAUCUUUUUUUUUUUUUUUUUUUUUUUUUUUUAUAUUUUUUUAAUUCACAAGCACAAACACAAACACAGAAGAAAAAAAAAAAAAAAGAAAAAAACUGUAUGUAA
Molecule: messenger RNA, 210 nt
Organism: Dictyostelium discoideum AX4
Lineage: Eukaryota; Evosea; Eumycetozoa; Dictyosteliales; Dictyosteliaceae
Exons: 2
Coding region: 1-210 (69 amino acids)
Source: RefSeq, a predicted model, not a curated record